AUUAAAAACCCGACACAGAGAUUGCUUCCCCAUUAAGAAAAAAAAAAACUAUAUAUAAUCUCUCUCUCCGAAUCGGUUCAUCUUUCUUGAUUUUACCCGUUCAGACAAGGACAGGAGGAGAGGAUGUGGGAAUCGAUCUGUUUAACGUUGGCGGCCACCGCCGGUAAUAACAUCGGGAAGGUGCUUCAGAAGAAGGGGACUAUCAUUCUUCCUCCUCUCUCUUUCAAACUCAAGGUUAUAAGAGCAUAUGCUUUUAACAAAGCAUGGGUGAUUGGUUUUCUGAUGGAUAUAUGUGGAGCCUUGUUGAUGCUGAGGGCGUUAUCUCAAGCUCCUGUAUCAGUAAUUCAACCAGUUUCUGGUUGCGGGCUCGCCAUUCUUUGCGUCUUUUCCCACUUUUAUUUAAAGGAGGUUAUGAAUGCUAUUGAUUGGACGGGGAUUACUUUAGCUGGUAUUGGCACCUUAGGAGUUGGUGCCGGAGGUGAGGAGCAAGAAGCUUCUUUGAUAUCUCUUUUUCAGUUACCAUGGCUGGCAUUCAUUGUUGCCCUCUUGUUUGUACUUCUUAAUGGAUGGCUUCGUUUCUGUAGAAGUCAGCGAAGAGAACAGGAGUUGAUGGAAUAUGAAGUUGUUGAAGAAAUUAUAUAUGGCUUGGAAUCUGGGAUUCUAUUCGGGAUGGCUUCUGUGAUAUCGAAGAUGGGAUUUGUCUUUCUAGAACAGGGUUUCCCCAGGAUGCUGGUUCCUGUAUGUAUCUCAAUCAGUAUAUGCUGUAGUGGUACAGGUUUUUAUUAUCAGACUCAGGGUCUAAAGCAUGGAAGAGCCAUUGUGGUGUCCACUUGUGCAGCUGUGGCAUCAAUUGUAACUGGUGUUCUUGCUGGAAUGCUCGCUCUGGGAGAAAGAUUGCCUUCAGCGCCAUCUGCUCGGCUUUCACUUCUGCUUGGGUGGUUAUUGAUUUUGAUAGGUGUUAUUUUACUUGUGAGCUCAUCUCGGCUUGUGCGGUACCUCCCAUGGCGGUUGAGGCAUUUUAUACACGGUGGCGUAGAUAAGAAUUUCAAUGCCAGACGAUCUGGGUCCACGUUUGGAAAGGAAUCAAACCCAAGUGCCGUUAUACCCACAACCACAUUGCAUAGUUUGAUAACUUCAGCAAAGGAGAAAGCUUGAAAGGCAGCAGUAGCAAAAAGUUGGUAGCAUCAUGCACCAAGUUAGUUAAUGUACAAAUGCACAGAUUAUGGUGGCUUUUCUGAAUUGUUUAAUCGUUGAGACUGUAUGUGCUUAAUGUGCCCUAGCCAUUUUCUGGGUUGCCUGUGCGUGAUGGCUGUACGAGUUCCGGUUAAGUUGUUAGAUUUCUACCUCCUCUUUUCCAUAUAGUUUCCACCAAAUAGGUUCAUGAUCCAAGUUAGGCAAUCUAUUACCUACAUAAUUGAUGAAUGUAUUAUGACAGUUCACUACACCAGUGUAUUGCCAGACUUCAAAUUUAUGUCCAUGGACGUUAAUGGCAGGACUUGGAUUGACAUUAGCAUUCAGAUUAAGGGAUAUGAGUUAUCAUA
Tripterygium wilfordii is the source of this 1541-nucleotide messenger RNA. Its product is annotated as probable magnesium transporter NIPA9. Gene Ontology annotation, molecular function: magnesium ion transmembrane transporter activity. Lineage: Eukaryota; Viridiplantae; Streptophyta; Magnoliopsida; Celastrales; Celastraceae. The record is from RefSeq and is a predicted model, not a curated record. Gene Ontology annotation, cellular component: membrane. The transcript has 9 exons. Gene Ontology annotation, biological process: magnesium ion transport. The coding region runs from base 124 to 1155 and encodes 343 amino acids.